AUGCCGCCGCAAUUGCAGCAGACGGCAUCGAAUCUCAGGUCGAUCCACCUGCUGCGCGCGCUCCUCCGCGAGGCCUCGUACCUGUCUGACGCGCACGCCCGCCAGUACUUCCGCCGCUACAUCGUGAACCGCUUCCGCGCCUACCAGCCGACCCACAAUGCCACCGCUUCGAUACACGCGCAGGCCGUUGACAAGCUCCGGCAUCGGGGCUUCAGGCGACGGCACAUAUCCAUAAUCAACGAGCGCACGCGGGCGAUGCAAAGGAAGGCGCAGAAGGGCUUAAACUACCUUCGACGCGCGAAUCUAGCAGAGGCACCAUGUCUUGAGAAGAUCUUGCUGUUCACAUAUGGUCGCAUGGGAAGGAGGAAAUACGCGCUGUUGGAGCACCUUCUGAGACCGGAUGCUGUGGCCAAGGACACGACUGAAGAGGGCGCUGCCGACGAAGAACUCGCUCCGCUGCAGAAGCUCUACUAUAGCAACGAGCGCUUCCUGUCCUUCUUCGACGCCCCAAAGCAGAAAUCUAACACGGAGUACGUCAUCGACAUCUCGGACCGCUACUCCAGGUUGAAGGCAGUAGUAAAGUCGCAGUGUCAAAAUGGCGUUGCCCUUGGUAGGGGUUUGAAGCGACCUAACCUUGUGACGCCCAUCUACAAUGUCUGGCAGCGUCCGAUGCCUGUCAAGAGAGCGCGAAACAACGUGAGGAGAUGGUACGCCGAGACGAUGACCAGGCUGCUUCCACCGCUGCCUGACGAGGAGUGGGAUUCCAUUCAGGCCAUGAUUUCCGGAAAGAAGUGGAUAAGCUUCGUUAAGACGCGUACGCGAGCCGUCCCGCUUGACCCCGAGCCCAGACAGGAGGAGGACCAAUUCAAGACUUUAGUCCAUGACGCUCUUGCGCUGGACAAGCCGAGCAAGGCCGACCGGCCAGCAGGCGUCGACCGACCUCACACCCUCAAUCCGCGCUUCAUGCAGCGACUGUACGCAAAGAUCCACACCUACUGUUGCAAGCUAGAAUGGAACGAUGAGCGCAACAAGUGGGUAGCUGUGUGGGGUAGUCCGCUUCAUGGGUUGAGUCCUCGCCUCUACUCCACUCCUGUGGACGCCACUCUCUUUGCCGGAGUGGACGAGGAGGGGAAUGUGGUCAAAGCACCAGCAGAGCCACUACCCAAAGCCCAAAACGAAGAGAAAGCGCGCCAGCAAUAUGGGCGGUUUCCCUUCUAUGCCGACUUCUUGUCCCCGGACCAUCCAGUUCGGAAAGAGGCAGAGGCUUUCCGGCACCAGCGCAGCCAAUCGGCGGCGGCUCGGGCCGGCGGUGACUAG
Messenger RNA from Trematosphaeria pertusa, 1317 nucleotides. RefSeq lists its product as uncharacterized. Lineage: Eukaryota; Fungi; Ascomycota; Dothideomycetes; Pleosporales; Trematosphaeriaceae. The record is from RefSeq and is a predicted model, not a curated record. Bases 1 to 1317 code for a protein of 438 amino acids. The transcript has a single exon.